Molecule: messenger RNA, 908 nt
Organism: Corticium candelabrum
Lineage: Eukaryota; Metazoa; Porifera; Homoscleromorpha; Homosclerophorida; Plakinidae
Exons: 4
Coding region: 255-908 (217 amino acids)
Source: RefSeq, a predicted model, not a curated record
AUUUUGAGUGAUGAUUUAACAUUGAGACUUGACAGACGUCAAAUGCAGGUACAAACGUGCGUACGUAAUCUAUGAUGCGUGUUCUGUGUGGUACGCACUUACCAAAUGGUUUGGUUUGUACCUCCUGAAUACUUCCUAGAAAGUGCAUCGUUUAGGGAAUGUCUGAUGUGAAGAGGAAGUCUUUAGACAAGUCUGGUGGUACUGAGAGAUAAACCAGUCACUCAGUGUUGCUGUACUGUGUUUACUUUUCCGUCAUGUCGUUUUCCAAAGUGCUCGUAGAUUCAGUGUUUGGCAAGAGUCCUGAGAUGUGUACAAAAAGAGAUCUUUGUAUGUUCUUACAACGACAUCGUACUAUUGCCAGUGACCUUGCUCUUUCAACAACUGGAACAAAGUCUAUUCUUAUUGAAAGAGUCACGAAUGCCAUCAAACAAGGAAUGUACCUGCUAGAAGAUUCUAGUGAAGAGGCAGAACAAGAGUGUGUUUUUGGACUGCCUGAUUGUGCUUCAGAUGGUUGGCAGAAUCAGAUGGAGAAAAUACACAUGGUCUGCCCAGUAGUAAAAAUAGCUAGCAUAUUACACCACAUGCGACCAGCAACAGGCGUGUCAUCAAUUCAGGCCGCUGCAUUCAGAAGUCUGACAGAAGGUCAUACCGUGUGGAAGUCUGGUCAUGUCAUUGAGAUGGUCCUCAAUACAACUCAGUUUGCCUAUACUUGGAUGAAGUUCAAAGUGCUAGCUACAAUGAAACAAGAGAUCAGGAGAGUAUGCAUCGCCUUUGAGAAACGUAGCCACAACAUCAAAUUUGCACACUGCACUUGUCCUCAAGCUUGCUCCUACAUCAAAGCCCUGUGCUUGGAGACAACCAAGAAGCAAGGAGAAACCAACUGGGCCUAUCACCAGUAUCUCUCUUAA